AUGUCGGAGUCAAGAACUUUUCUGAGGUUGGCAAGUCCCAAUGAACGCCGCACCAUCAGCCGGGAAGACCUCGGGUUCUACCACGCCGUGGUCAUUGGUGCGGUUUAUGAGAUUCAUUCUCGCGACAUGGAUGUCCGGUCAGCGCAAUCAUUUAUCCCCCUUUUGAGACAGUGCGUCCUACAGCAUCCGCACCUGAGCAUAGUGGUCACGGACAAGCAUACAGAGAAACCCGCCUACGAAGCUGUGACUAUUGUGAACCUCGAGGACCACGUUACUAUCAUCAACGAUGACCCAGCGAUAACCAGCGAGACAGACGAAGCGACUGCAUUUGAGAGGACUCUGCCACCGAUCAUGGACCGACCCUGGCCAGCCGACAUACCCCCCUGGCGAAUCGUCGUCCUGCCGUUAGAUUCGCCCUCCACCGUCGCGCGUUGCCUCAUCGCAUUCGCCUUCUCGCACGCUUUGGGCGAUGGCAUUGUCGGAUUGACUUUCCACCGCACUUUUCUAAAGGCACUACGAGGACCCCUCGAGUCCACCUGCACUCGAGAAACCUCCCCCGUGGUGACUCUCCCACCGGGUCGCACGAUCCCCGCCCCCUUCGAUACCCCAGACCGACUGCCAAUAUCCUGGGGCUUCCUCCUGAAACCCCUGCUCGCUGCGUAUCUGCCGACAUUUCUGGCCAAGCUACUCGGCCUGCGCGCACACGCUACCCAUCUUGACGCGGGUACAUGGACCGGGUCUCCCAUGUUCUUCCAUCCGCAGGCCCCGCAGCAAACGCGCGUCAAGCUCUUGACAAUCAACGCAUCAUUGCUCGAGAGCGCCCUGCAAGCUUGCAGAACCCAUGACGCCAAGCUCACCGGACUCCUGCACCAGCUCAUCGUCCGGGCGCUCUCCAAGGCUCUCCCGGACCCCACUGUGACCAACUUCGUCUCCGGAACUGCAGUCGACAUGCGCGCCUCCAUCGGGCAGCCGCCGCAGACCUGGGGAUUGUUUGUGGGUGGGCACUACGACCGCCAUGCGCGUCUCGCGGCGGAGGCUGCCUCCCCGGCAUUCUCGGAGGAGAUGUGGGCGGCGGCGAGUGCCAUGACGAAGCGGCUGGCGGAGUGUGCAGCGAGUCUCCAGGAUCAGGCGGUGGGGUUGCUGCGGUACGCCCCGAGUAUACGGAACUGGACACUAGCAAAACUGGGUCACCGACGGGAUUGUUCGUAUGAAGUGAGCAACUUGCGGGCUUUUAAUGGCAGCGGGGGGGCGGACGCGGCGGAGGGGGCUACGAUCUCGAUGAUGGUGUUUUCGCAGCCGGGGAAUGCGACGAGUGGGGCGCUCAUGUUCAAUCUGGUGAGUGUUCAGGGGGGGGACUUGGUGUGCACCGUGAGUUGGCAGGCUGGGGCGCUGGAUGUGCCGGUGGACGAGGAGGUGGGGUUUGUCGAGGGGGUGUGCUCGUCGAUUCGGGGGGACUUGGAAGCAUUGAGAGGGUGA
Molecule: messenger RNA, 1476 nt
Organism: Aspergillus saccharolyticus JOP 1030-1
Lineage: Eukaryota; Fungi; Ascomycota; Eurotiomycetes; Eurotiales; Aspergillaceae
Exons: 2
Coding region: 1-1476 (491 amino acids)
Molecular function (GO): N-acetyltransferase activity
Source: RefSeq, a predicted model, not a curated record